This is a messenger RNA of Mizuhopecten yessoensis (Yesso scallop), 2263 nucleotides long. Its product is annotated as non-structural maintenance of chromosomes element 3 homolog. NCBI's taxonomy places the organism in Eukaryota, Metazoa, Mollusca, Bivalvia, Pectinida, Pectinidae. Gene Ontology annotation, cellular component: nucleus. The transcript has 8 exons. The record is from RefSeq and is a predicted model, not a curated record. The coding region runs from base 51 to 872 and encodes 273 amino acids.
CACUGAAAGCAUUUGGAAGAUUAUUAUGUGAUUUAGCGGGAACAGACGAGAUGCCUAAAACGAAGAAGCAGCUAUCAAAAGAUUCAGAUGAAGAAUUUACGCCCGGGCCGUCCUCUCAGGCCCCAUCAUCACAGGCCCAUAGUACACAGGCUCAGAAGGCUGCAGCCAGCAUGGACCCUGCAGACCAAGAAAAACGACUCCAUGAUCUUGUACAGUAUCUACUCAUCAUGGACCAGAAAAAACUUCCCAUCAAGAAAAUGGAUAUAAACAAGCAUGUAUUGAAGGAACAUCGUGGAGCCUUCCCAGUGAUGAUGAAGAAAGCAGGAGAUGCACUUUUACAGGUGUUUGGUAUAGAGCUUGUAGCACUCGAGGACAAACUUAAGGGUACAUACAUCCUUGUAAACAGGGUAGACACUGAUACAGAGGACCUGGGUAAUCGAGAUGGACAAGCGGGACAGGACUUCACACCUGUGGAAUGGCCAGAAGAAGAUGACGCCAAGACAGGCCUUCUUAUGGUCAUUCUCAGUCUCAUCUUCAUGAAUGGACAGGUCAUGCUGGACUCUUACAUGUGGCACACCCUGAAAAAACUCGGAAUCGAUACGGAUUUCAACCAUGAGGUUUUUGGAGACUCAAAGAAGUUGAUCACACAAGAGUUCGCCAAGCAGGGCUACAUUGAGUAUACUCGCCAGCAGAACUCGGAUCCCCCUGUGUAUGAGUUCAGAUGGGGACAAAGAGCCAAGCAGGAGAUAUCAAGAAAGAAUUGUCUGGACUUUGUCAGUCAGUUAUAUGAACGUGACCCUGAGCAGUGGACAUCUCAAUGGCAAGCUGUAUUGGAAGAAGGAGAGGCCAUGGGCACCACCUCACAGGAUUGACAGGACAAAACUCAUUAGACAUGAAAUACUGGAUAAACUAAAACUGAAAUUAGAAGGAAUGCCUGAAAAAUAACAUGGGUGGAAUUAGAUCAAAAUAGGAAAGAAGGAUUGGACAGACCGAGACAGUGAAAAAGGAUGGAAGGAAUGAGAGGACCAUCUGAAAAAACACACGAACAGAUUGGCCAGGGGAUAAGACAGAGAUUGAAUAGUAACAGACAGGUUAAAAUAAAAUAACUGAGAACAAGGAUAGAUAAUGAAGAGGAUUCAUUUCUAUAUCUAAAGGAUUUCAGGACCUGGAAGUGUAAACAUAAACGUGUGGUUAACAUCAGGGAAAAAACAUCACUGGAGUGGUAAGACAAGGGAGACAAUCAAGUGAUGACCACUGCUAAGUCCUAAACAAAUAGACAGAUGGAGGUGCUAUAUAUUUCAACUGAAAUAGAAAAAUGGUUGCAAUAUUUACAGAUAAUGCACCCUAUACAAAUACCAGUAAAGGUGAUAACAGGAAAAAAGGCUACAGUAUAGGAAUAAGUAUAGAAAGGGAUACAUUUACCAGGUCAAGAGAAGGGAUAAUGAAAACAAAAGUAUGUAAAUGAUGUAGGUGCUGAAUUUACUGGAACCCAAAUCUGCUGUCUUAUUGGAAAAGUAGAAUAUUCUAUAUUCUAAAAUUUUCAAAUCAUAUAAUAUUUGGUGUUUGAUAUUUUUAGGUUAUUGUUACAUUUAUCUUUUUGAUAUUCAUGAACAGAACAAUGAUUUCUAGCUGGCUGUAAUUAUGAUAUACUAAAGAAAGGAGUUGUAUGUGCAAUGUGAAAUCGAUGUGGUGACUUUGUGAAGUUGAUGUUUGAAAUUUCAGAUAGAGAAUUUGAUGUGUUAACCCUUUCACCUCUGUAUACCAUAAUGAGCUCAUCCAUAUCAAUGCAUGGUAGAGUCCACUAAAGGUACACAGGGGAUGAACAGGUUUCCACUGAAAGCUUGAUGAUCUGUGUGCAUGUUUCCAUCGUGAAAUAGAUGUGUGAGAGUUUUCUUGAAAAAGUUUUUGAGAUGUAUUUUUGCAUUGAUAAAAAGUUGUGUGAGAAUUUUCUCUGAGAAUACGAUUAUGAUAUUAGAGUUUCCACUGACCAUUAGUGCUUUGAGAGUUUUUACUGAGAAAUUGAUCUGUGAAAGUUUACAUUGGUCUUGAAAGGAUUUUGCAUUGAGAAAUUAACAAGUUUAUAAAUGUUGAGAAAUUGGAUAUGUAUUUUGAGAGUAUAAACUGUGAAUUUGAAAAAUACCUUGUGUUUUAAUGAGGAUGAGUGAUGGAGAGCAUCUGUUGGGUGGAAAGUUACUGUGUGAUGAAUAUAUUCGUCAAGUCUACAGUAUUGUAUGUGACAUUGCGUAAUAAAUAUUAUUUUUUA